AUGGAGUCGGUACUCUUAUGCGACUCUUCCGAUGACGCUGACUCGGACUGGGAGGUUCUAGAGACCGGCUUCGAUGCUCCUCGGACACCUUCCUCCACUGGAGACGAAGCGGAGCCUGAGCGCCCCUCGUAUGCUCGAGCCUCAGAGAGCGGCGAAGACGAGAGCGAGUCACAGACGCAGACCCAUAGCGAACUCGUGCCUAGGCGAAAACCCGGCGGCUAUGACAGUCGGGUCGAGCAGAUUCUCUACGAGAAUCCGGAAACACCCAUUCUGAUCACAGAUGCUGGCAAGAGCCUGGAGAGCGGUGGGAAGUACAUUGUCUACACCAUUCGUACAGGGGACCUCGAGGUGCGCAGGCGAUACUCUGAAUUUGCCUCUCUCCGAGAUGCCCUCACUCGCCUUCAUCCAACUCUCAUUAUCCCCCCAAUUCCAGAGAAGCACACUAUGGCCGACUACGCCGCCAGUCCUCGAAAUGCGCAGAGUGACCAGCAAAUUAUUGACUUGCGAAAACGCAUGCUCGCAGUGUUCCUGAACCGGUGCCGAAGAAUGGAACAGGUUCGGACGGACGGCGUUUGGUGGAGAUUCCUCGACCCCAAUGCCAGCUGGAACGAGGUACUGCAUGCGCACCCUGUCGCAUCAGUCCCCAAAUCGAUCCUGAAGGCACCGCCUCUGGACCCGGCCAAUCCCACUGUGGCUCACAGUUACCUUCCGGUCCCCUCUACAUCUGCAAAGUUGAAGGUGGAUGCCGGCAGGACAGUUGAUCACGAUGACCACUCGCAAGGCGCAGGCGGCCAGGCAGUUCCUCGUUUCCCUCCAGAUUCGAGCAAUCUUAGCGAGCAAGAUCUUGAUCCAUACUUUACUGGUUUCGAAGCAUCGAUCAAGGACCUCGAACAACUGCUUACAGGACCCAUGGAAAAAGUCAACCGACGUACGCUGAGCCAUCUUUCGGCGCUCGCAUCUGAUCUCUCCGAACUCGGUGCUCGAUACAACGGCUUUGCGCUCUCCGAGCAAGCUCCAUCCCUGGGACCAGCCAUUGAGAGGGUCGGCCAGGCUGCCGACUCGUCGUACAUUGCUACCGAGGAGUUGUCAAGCUCUUUGGGAGCAAGCUUCGCUGAGCCAAUGAGAGAGAACGCCCAGUUCGCUGGAGUUGUCAGAACCGUUCUUCGGUAUCGAAUCUUGAAGCGUGUCCAGCAAGAGAUGACAAACGACGAGUUGAACAAGAAGCGUGCGCUGCUCGAUCAGCUCGAGCGAAGCGAGGCUGAAGCACGCCGUAUCGACCAGUACCUGAGCGGAAGCCAGCAGAUACAACCACCCAAGAGGUCGUCCAGCAUGAGAGAACCGCCAACCUCGUCACCUCCACGAGAAGGCAAUCAGGAGGACACUGCAUCCAUCGAUUCCGACUUCCCUCCUACGCAUGGCGACUUCUCGUCGGCGCCUUCGGCCAAGAUCGGUAGUCCCGAGAGGAGCACGAGCGUGCCGAGCCAUAAGAAGGCUCCCAGUGGGAACUCCAUCACCAACCGAAUCUUUGGUCCUAUCCGCCAUGCUGUCCAAGGCGUCGUGGAUGUAGACCCCGAGCGCACGCGCCGGGACACCAUUACCAAGACGAGAGAGUCUAUCGAGCAGCUUGAGCAAGCUCAGGUCGUGUCUGCACAGGAUGUCAAGGAUGCGAGCGCCGGUGUUCUCAAGGACCUUAAGAGAUUCCAGAAGGAAAAGGAAGACGACGUCAAACGCUACAUGCUGGCCUACGCCAAGAGCUACAUUGAAUGGGCCAAGAAGAACAAGGAAACCUGGGAGGAGGCCAAGACCGAGGUCAACAAAAUAGACGAGUCGUGA
Thyridium curvatum is the source of this 1833-nucleotide messenger RNA. RefSeq lists its product as uncharacterized. The coding region runs from base 1 to 1833 and encodes 610 amino acids. The record is from RefSeq and is a predicted model, not a curated record. Gene Ontology annotation, molecular function: phosphatidylinositol binding. NCBI's taxonomy places the organism in Eukaryota, Fungi, Ascomycota, Sordariomycetes, Thyridiales, Thyridiaceae. Gene Ontology annotation, biological process: retrograde transport, endosome to Golgi. The transcript has 4 exons.